CUACAGAGGACUGCGCAGCUCUGCUCUCAACAACAUGCCUGCUUUAACUAAACACCAGCAGCUCCGGACACUACAGCGGACGCGCUCCAGGCUCUAAGAGGAGAGACAGGACUUCACAACGCAAAUAUGAUCCACAGAAAACACCCCUGCCUUAGCAAGAGAGGAGGCAUAUGGGGCCUCUGCAUCCUCCUGCUCUACACCAGCCCUCUGUCCUGUUUGGGAAAUUUCAGCAAAGCAAAAGAGCUUGUCUAUAAGAUAAAGGAGGGAUUACCACGUGGGACAUUUAUAGGGGCCAUUGGAGUCGACUUAAACUUGGAUUUUAACGCAGAGCCCCCCUUUUUAUUCAAUCUGGCUCAAAAGAAGGUCAACGAGCAGUAUGUGACCCUUAAUAAUACCACUGGGGAGCUUUACACAUCUGCCACGGAGAUAGACAGGGAGAGCCUCUGUCCAGACAACUCAGAGGUUAAGGCCUGCAUCUUGUCUCUGGAUGUUUUGGUGUUACCGCAACAGUAUUUUCAGCUCAUCAAAGUCAAGAUUGUUAUUGAGGAUGUGAACGACAACAGGCCAAAGUUCCCUGUGGAUGAAAUUAUUUUAACUGUCCCGGAAAACUCACCCAUCAAUGCUCGUUACGCGGUCGAGCAGUCGGCGGUUGACCCAGACUUGGGGCUCCACGGGGUCCAGACGUAUUGGCUAGUUAAUGACUUCGGGGUCUUCACUCUGGAUGUUGAAGAAAAUGAUGGGGGAGAGUUGACGCCAUUCCUCAUUGUUACCGAAACUUUGGAUAGAGAAACCCAAGCAGAGUAUGUAACAGAUAUUAUAGCGGAGGAUGGCGGGGCACCUCCACUUCUUGGGGCUGCUACGUUAAAAAUACAGAUUUCAGACGUGAAUGACAACUGCCCGAAAUUCACAGAGUCUCACUUGAAUGUUACUGUCCAUGGAAAUACAAGUAAAGGAGCUCCACUAGCGCGACUCCACGCUUAUGACCCUGACCUGGGCGCUAAUGCUCAGAUCAGCUACGCCUACAGUGAGAGAGUGCCAAGGGAGACUAGAAGCUUGUUUCAUUUGGAUAGAAACACUGGUGUCAUUAAGCUAGCAGGCAAAAUAGAGUCUGGCACUGCCCCACACUACAAACUGACUGUAUUAGCCAAUGGGCCUGGUUGCAUCCCAGCUGUUGCAACUGUUACUCUCAACAUAAUCAAAAUGCUCAGCGGACCACCCGUCGUCACACCAAGAUACAUCGCGCUCGAGAAAGACGGAGUUGUUUAUUUGAAGGAAUCAGAACCCCCGUUUUCUCCUAUCGCUUUUUAUACGGUGAAAAAUGUAGGCUCGAAUCAAAAAGUGGACUGCCAUCUGGAGGGGAGUGGCCCAUUUAGGCUAAGCCCCUACCAGCUGAUUAAAAAUGAAUACUUACUGGAAACCACAGAAGCACUGGACUAUGAAACAACACAAGAGUUUGACCUAAUCAUUGUCGCUAAUAAUUCACAAGGGUUGGUCAUUAAGGCCUUUUUAAAAAUUCAAGUGCUGGAUGAGAAUGACAACGCCCCGGUAUUUCAACAGUCUAUAGUCGAGCUAACCAUUGAUGAAAACAACCCUCCCAAUACGUUCUUAACGCAAUUCCAGGCUACAGAUCAGGAUAGCGAUAGCAGUGGAGAAGUUAUCUAUCUCUUGGGAGGGGAUGCACCAGGGAUAUUCGAACUAGAUCGGGUUACUGGCGUCCUUAUAGUCACCACAUCACUGGACCGCGAAGAGAAGGAGACGUAUCGUUUCAUCGUGAGGGCACUGGACCAGGGGACGCCCAGGAGGGAGUCCAUUGCGACCGUUGUCCUGACCGUGCAAGAUCGCAACGACAACAGCCCGCGCUUCAUCAACAAAGACUUCACAUUCUUCGUGCCGGAGAAUUUCCCUGGAUACGGCGAGAUUGGAGUACUUUCGGUUAGAGAUGCAGACGCGGGGGAGAACGGCUGGGUUGCGUUGUCGAUUUUAAACGGUACAGAUAUUUUUAUGAUUGACACGGGACGCGGUAUACUCAGAGCCAAAACCUCGCUUGACAGAGAGCAGCAAGGGACCUAUCAGUUGUGGGUCGAAGCUGUGGAUGGGGGCGAGCCUGCUCUGUCUUCGGUUACAAUGGUGACGGUUUUAUUAUUGGAUGUAAAUGACAAUCCGCCGAUCGUCCUGUUUCCGCAAUCAAACCAGUCUUAUAUGCUAGUCCUACCCAGCACGUUGCCUGGGACAUCUAUUACCGAAGUGUACGCCGUGGAUAAAGAUACAGGCAUGAACGCAGUCAUCGCUUAUAGUAUCAUCAAGCGAAAAGGUGGCGAGCCGGGAUCCUUCGCCAUCGACCCCCAAACUGGAAAUAUCACUCUAAAACGCGAGCUAAGCAACCGGGGUUUAUGCAGUUUGCUGGUUAAAGUUAGUGAUCACGGACAACCCGAACCACUCUACUCAACCGUCAUGGUAAACUUUUUUGUGAAUGAAACUGUGAGCAAUGAGAGCUACAUCCAAAGCUUGCUAACCAGGGAGGCAGACAUAGAAGUCGAGGAAAAACCCUGGUUUAUUGGUCAAAUGAAGGACGGACCUGAAAGAUACGAGCUGUUUCCUUGCCAGCCAGUUCUCAUCGCUCUAUCUGCAACAUGUCUAGGGCUGUUUCUUUUAGUAGUCAUGCUAACAUCGUAUAUUUGCUGUAAAAGGUUUAAAAGACAUCGGAAGAAGAAAAAAUCGGAGACUGAAAUACCACUGAAAAUGACUCAUGGAUCGGUGCAUGUUGUGAACAGAAAAAUCAGGCAAAUCUCAAAUCUUUGA
Boleophthalmus pectinirostris (great blue-spotted mudskipper) is the source of this 2799-nucleotide messenger RNA. It is a transcript of the gene pcdh20, whose product is annotated as protocadherin-20. Bases 127 to 2799 code for a protein of 890 amino acids. Gene Ontology annotation, cellular component: plasma membrane. Gene Ontology annotation, biological process: homophilic cell-cell adhesion. The transcript is spliced from 2 exons. Lineage: Eukaryota; Metazoa; Chordata; Actinopteri; Gobiiformes; Gobiidae. Gene Ontology annotation, molecular function: calcium ion binding. The record is from RefSeq and is a predicted model, not a curated record.